Dermacentor silvarum is the source of this 727-nucleotide messenger RNA. RefSeq names its product neprilysin-1-like. The transcript has 3 exons. Bases 1 to 591 code for a protein of 196 amino acids. Gene Ontology annotation, biological process: protein processing. Gene Ontology annotation, molecular function: metalloendopeptidase activity. The record is from RefSeq and is a predicted model, not a curated record. Lineage: Eukaryota; Metazoa; Arthropoda; Arachnida; Ixodida; Ixodidae. Gene Ontology annotation, cellular component: plasma membrane.
AUGUCGCGAAGGCGCACAUUGCGGAUCGGUGGUUGCUACGCACCUAAGCUGGAUCGGGCCAACUACUACCGCUUCUAUGACCACGCGUGCCGCUCGGUCGUGGUGUCGCCCAUAGCUGCCACGCUGCCCAUCUAUGAUGAACAGACGAGCUCGGGCCUCCGGUACGGAGCUAUCGGAUCGCUUGUCUCCGAGGCGCUCUUCGAGGCCUUCUACGAAACGCGCGAUCACCUUCGCCCGGCGCAACGGGAGAAGCUCAACAGUGCACGAACGUGUAUCGAACGCUCCAUUUUCAAGGUGGACACGGUCGAAAACAUGGAGGAGGCCUUCUUGCUGUACGGCGGCCACGUGGCACUGUGGUCGGCAUAUCGCUCCGAAGUGUACCUGCAGGAUCGACGGCUGCCGGGGCUCGAGGAGUACUCGGAAGACAUGCUCUUCUUCAUCGCCUUCUGCCUAAUUCAGUGCGGUGGCAGCGCCAUGCCCAGGGACACGCUGUGCAACAUACCGCUCAAAAGCUCUUCAUACUUCGCGGAGGCAUUCACCUGUCCGCUGGGUAGCGCCAUGAAUCUCGGAAACCGAUGCUCUUACGUAUGACCCUUCCCGCUAGGCGAUGCGGGCAUUUAUGAUUUUGUAGGGAUGUACCAUUUGAUUGAUUGUUUUUGUAUCUGUGAAAGACGUCAUUGUGACGAAGUCGCUCUGUACAGAUUCAGACUACUGAUAAUAAGUUAGA